Molecule: messenger RNA, 2541 nt
Organism: Corylus avellana
Lineage: Eukaryota; Viridiplantae; Streptophyta; Magnoliopsida; Fagales; Betulaceae
Product: putative E3 ubiquitin-protein ligase XBAT35
Molecular function (GO): protein binding
Source: RefSeq, a predicted model, not a curated record
UAAUCACAAUUUGUCAAAAUAAAAUAAAAGAAAAAACUUGGAAGUUGCUCGAUCUCUUGAUUGACUUGGUGAAUUCUUCUUUGCUAAGAAACCAAACCCAUAUUAUUCUAAUUAUUAGGGUGUUUGGACUUUCCCCUUUACGUUUGGAUCCGUGUAUUUUCCGGGAAAAAGUUCCUAACUUUCCCAGAAAAUAUUGUUAAUUUUCCUUCAAAACCUGUGAAACCAAACGCUCUUGUGGGUUCAACAUGGGGCUGGGGCAAUCCAAGGACGAGCUGCUCUACCAUCAGGUCAGUUAUGGCAGCGCGGAGGGCAUCAAAGCCCUUUGCAGAGAAGGUGCAGGCCUCGAGUGGAUUGACAGAGAUGGAAAGACCCCUUUGAUUGUGGCGUGUAUGAAUCCGGCGCUUUAUAAUGUUGCAAAAACUUUGAUAGAACUCGGAGCAAAUGUCAAUGCGUAUCGGCCUGGUCGUCAUUCUGGGACUCCUCUACAUCACGCAGCUAAAAGAGGCCUUGAAAAUACUGUGAAGUUAUUAAUUACGCAUGGAGCAAAUGCAUUGGUAAUGAAUGAUGAUUGUCAAACUCCUCUUGAGGUUGCUAGGGCAAAGGGGCACAGCAAUGUUGUUCGUGCUAUUGAGGAUCAUAUUUGCUUAUUCUCUGGUUGGCUGCGGGAGUUUUACGGACCAGGUUUUCUUGAAGUAUUGGCACCUCAAUUAGUCUCGAGAAAAGUUUGGGCUGUUGUUCUUCCCUGUGGUUCACGCAAUCCUAAGAAGCCUUUCAAGUUGGAGCUUGCCAUAUACCCUAGUUUGCAGGAUGCACAACCACGCACAGUUAUUGCAUUAUGGAAAGCCAAUUUGGAAGAACCAAAGCUACACCAGUCUGAUCCUUCAGUGAUAAUACAAAAUAUCUCCACCAUCUCAAGAGGCAGGAGGCGGAGGCGAAGUGUUUGCGCCUCCCGAGAGGCGAGGUGUAACUCUCGAACACAUAGGCAAACACGCUUUAAGCUUGCACCUGCGAGUGAAACUGACAAGCAACAACUUCGGUGGUUUUGUGAUGCAUGCAAGGGAAUUCCACAGGCAGCGCAUCCUACAUUUUUGCAUAAUAAUCAGACCCCAGUUGUUCCAGCCACUGCACCACUAGCUGCUGAAGAUUUAGAACUGGCAAUGGCUAUCAGUGCCUCAAUUGAAUCUGCUCUGCAGGAAGGACCACCCCUUCUUGAUGCCCACCCAAGCUCUGAAGCAAGUUCAUCCACUAGUUGGAAUAACGCUGUGGACACUAGCGGUCAUGGUGGUUUGGAUGUACCGAUAUCACCUGUUCCAAAAAUAACUACUUCUGAGAUGGCAGUGCAUGAAACUGGCCUUGAAGGCAAUUCAAGUCAGCAAACCCGGAACCACAACAACAUUACUGCAACCCAAACAAAUCACACCCCAAGUUCGAUCGCAUCAGCUCCACCAAUUGCUGAUGAGAUUAUAGAAGAUGGUAUUAUUUACUACCCAUCAAUUGAUUCCACUCCUGUUGACAUCUCAUUGCAAACUAUCGAGGAUGUACCUACUAUAGCAGGUGAAAGGAAAGAGGAUGGAGGCGCAUCAUCAUGCGUGAUAUGUUUGGAUGCUAAAGUUGAGGGGGCAUGCAUUCCCUGUGGCCACAUGGCUGGAUGCAUGUCUUGUUUGAACGAGAUCAGAGCUAAGAAGUGGGGUUGCCCUGUUUGUCGUGCCAAGAUUGACCAGGUUAUAAGGCUGUUUGCAGUUUGACUAUUGCAGCAGAAUGUGAAGAAUCUCUAAAUGGUCAGUGGGUUUUGGACAUCUUAAAGAAUUUCGUUUAUGUGCUUCUAUAAAUUACAGUCCUAAAUAUUUGGGACCCUCACCUGAGGGUUUCUGUGUGUAUUAUUGCCUUGUACUGUGCUGUCUGAAGUGUCAGUUUUUGAGGCUGUAAAACCUGUUUCCCCUCUAUAGGCCAAUAUUUAAACAUUUCGGUAAGCUACAUGAGCUCUGAUCUACACCUUUUAUAAUUCUGAACUGGGAAGAGCAAGCUCUGAAGUUUUAAACAAUUUAAAGUAGUACGGUUUGUAGCAAUGAAGGUAGGGUUGUAGCCUCUAGGUCUAAGGAGAGGCCAGGGAUAUCCACAUUACCUCAGGGACAAGGCAGUAAUAUGAUGAAAAACUUUUCAGGUCGGAUUCUAAACUCAUUAAAAGAAAAUGAUGUCUCAAGUGUUCGGUUAUGCAGAUGACAGAAGAGGUUGCAGUCAGAGACACUACUAGCCUGCAGUACUAGAUAUCCUAAUGAAGGAGAGGCACAGCAGCAAGACUCCUAAUGAAUUACUCAGCUUUUAGUAGGUUGUGUUUGAAUGCUCUGCUUACAGUUGGAACCGAAGCAGGCCAAUUCAGAGCAUGAUUGAAUUACAUGGACACAAGCAGGUGAAGUUCUAAAAGUAUAUAGUUUCUGUACAAGAUUCUUGUGUAUAGAGGCCUCCUCAUCCGAAACCAGUGUAUGAUUGAGAUUUGUGUUCAAAACUGUUGCAUUAAUUAUAUCUGUUACUGUCCAGUAUCAA